Molecule: messenger RNA, 976 nt
Organism: Quercus lobata
Lineage: Eukaryota; Viridiplantae; Streptophyta; Magnoliopsida; Fagales; Fagaceae
Product: 40S ribosomal protein S7-like
Exons: 6
Coding region: 120-695 (191 amino acids)
Biological process (GO): translation; ribosomal small subunit biogenesis; rRNA processing
Cellular component (GO): small-subunit processome; 90S preribosome; cytosolic small ribosomal subunit
Molecular function (GO): structural constituent of ribosome
Source: RefSeq, a predicted model, not a curated record
AAGCCUACAAUACACAUUUUCAUCCUCCUGUCUCAUUGCCGAAGUAUAGGGUUUUCACUCUCUCAGCGCAGCACAGCUUAGCUUCGCAGGACUCGGCCUCCACUUCUCGAUCUGCCAAGAUGUACUCCUCAAGGAAGAAGAUCCAAAAGGACAAGGAUGUUGAGCCCACUGAAUUUGAGGAUACAGUUGCACAGUACCUCUUUGAUUUGGAGAAUACUAAUCAAGAGCUAAAAAGCGACUUGAAGGAUCUCUACAUCAAUUCAGCAGCUCAAAUGGAUGUUUCUGGAAAUCGCAAGGCUGUUGUUGUCUAUGUUCCCUUCAGAUUGAGGAAGGCUUUUCGCAAGAUUCAUCUUCGCCUUGUUCGGGAGCUGGAGAAAAAAUUCAGUGGCAAGGAUGUUGUUUUGAUUGCUUCCCGCAGGAUCGUUCGCCCUCCAAAGAAAGGAUCUGCUGCUCAGCGACCCCGCACCCGCACACUAACAUCCGUCCAUGAAAAUAUGCUAGAGGAUAUUGUGCAUCCUGCUGAGAUUGUUGGGAAACGCAUCAGAUACCGAAUUGAUGGAUCCAAAAUAAUGAAGGUGUAUUUGGACCCUAAGGAGAGGAACAACACAGAAUAUAAGCUGGAAACAUUUGCUGGAGUUUACAGGAAGCUUACUGGCAAAGAUGUAGUCUUCGAAUAUCCAAUUGCUGAAGCCUGAUUGUGCUGCAUUCAUCAGCUUUUGUUUUGGCACUGUUAUUUUAUUUUAGAGUUCUAUAAUUUCAUUGAAUAGGAUUAUGUUUAAAAAUUUUGACUGAGAUUUGGUUUGAUGUCUUUACAUAGGACCAAUGAGACUCUUGUGUUGAAUUAUGUCAUUUCCAUGUGCCUAAUUUCUGCGAGCUCAGCUUGGUGAACUUAUUAUAUAAUGUUUGUUGGGUUACGGUUUAUCUGCCAUUAUCUAAUGGGGUCAUAGUCAGGAACUGAUAUCCCUUGUUGGUUUUA